Messenger RNA from Cuculus canorus (common cuckoo), 6493 nucleotides. Its product is annotated as protocadherin alpha-C2-like. Gene Ontology annotation, molecular function: calcium ion binding. Gene Ontology annotation, biological process: homophilic cell-cell adhesion. NCBI's taxonomy places the organism in Eukaryota, Metazoa, Chordata, Aves, Cuculiformes, Cuculidae. The coding region runs from base 136 to 2676 and encodes 846 amino acids. The record is from RefSeq and is a predicted model, not a curated record. Gene Ontology annotation, cellular component: plasma membrane. The transcript is spliced from 4 exons.
UAUUUUAAUAUAAACGGAAGCACGGGGGCUUUAUCUGUUAACGAGCCCAUAGACAGAGAGCAGCUUUGUGAGUUAAAGUCUGCCUGUCUUCUGAAUUACGAACUCGUGUUAGAAAACCCUCUAGAGCUUUAUAGGAUGGAAUUUAAAGUCUUGGACAUAAAUGACAACUCCCCCAUCUUUCCUUUAAGUGAAUAUCAUAUAAACGUGCCUGAGUUCCUGUCACCCGGGGCACGGUUUUCACUCCCCAACGCCCAGGAUCUUGAUGAAGGUACCAACAGUGUCCAGAAUUAUACCCUGAGCUCUGAUGAACAUUUCCAUUUGGAAAUGCAGACCCGUGGGGACGGGAGUAAAUAUCCUGAAUUGGUGCUGAAGAAAGCCUUAGACAGGGAGCAGCAAGCCACUCACAAACUUGUCCUUACAGCCAAAGAUGGUGGGAAUCCUCCAAAGUCCGGUGAUAUCCCAGUCAUUGUGACUGUGCUGGAUACCAAUGACAAUGCACCAGAAUUUGAGCACUCGGUCUACAGGGCGAGUAUCUUGGAAAACUCCCCCAGUGGCACUUUGGUAGUGCAAGUGCAUGCCACGGACUUGGAUGAAGGUCCAAAUGGAGAGAUCAGGUAUUCGUUUAGCAAUAGUACUUCUGCUGAUCUACAGGGAAUGUUCGUAAUUCACCCGCACACUGGGGAGGUGACAGUCAGUGGCGUUUUAGCUGUUCAGAGACCUCUCCUUGAGAUGCUUGUUGAAGCAAGGGAUAACGGGGCGUUUGGCAUGUCCAGCACAGCUAAGUUGCUGGUGGAAAUCACUGAUGUGAACAAUCAUGGCCCUGAGAUAACAAUUACAUCCCUUUCCAGUCCCGUUCCUGAAGAUGCUGUUCCUGGCACAGUGAUAGCUCUGCUGAGUAUUAUGGAUAAGGACCCUGGGGAGAAUGGGAAAGUGAACUGCCAGGUCCCUGAUAACCUUCCCUUCCAGUUAAAGCCUUCCCUUGAAAACUACUACAGCCUGGUCACCAGUGGACUCCUGGACCGAGAGCUGAUCAGUGAGUACAACAUCACCAUUACUGCCACAGACUUGGGCUCUCCACCUAUCACCACUCAGAAGAUCCUUUGGGUGCAGAUUUCUGAUGUGAAUGAUAACCCCCCCGUCUUCAGUGCUGACACAUUUGAUGUAUUUGUGGAGGAGAACAAUCCACUUGGUGCUUUUCUCUUUCAAGCCUCAGCAUCUGACCUCGAUAUGGAGGAGAACGGACGGGUUUCUUAUGUGCUCAGGAAUUCCACAGUUGCAGGCAGUGCCCUGGCCAGCUUUUUGUCUGUGAGCUUGGCCAAUGGAAGCAUCUAUGCAACACGUGCCUUUGACUUUGAGCAGCUUAGGAACUUUUCUUUCCAAGUGGAAGCCAAGGAUAAUGGGUCACCAGCCUUGAGCGCUGCCAUAGCUGUGAAUGUUUACAUCUCAGACCAGAAUGACAAUGCCCCAUCCAUCCUGUACCCCAUCAGCCAGAAUGGCUCAGUAGCUGUGGAGGUUGUGCCCCGCCUGGCUGAGGAGGACUACUUGGUGACCAAAGUGGUGGCAGAUGAUGAGGACUAUGCACAGAACGCUUGGCUCUCCUAUCACCUCGCCCAGUCCUCUGACUCCAGCCUGUUCCGCUUGGAACCUCACACUGGUGAGCUGCGCACCACCCGCUCCUUGCGCACCACUGACUUCCUCAAGCACAAGGUGGUUGUGGUGGUGCGGGACCAUGGGGAUCCACCACUCUCAUCUACAGUGACGGUGGGCAUCUUGCUGGCUGACACCCUGCCCCAGGUACUGCCAGACUUCGAUGACAAUGGGGAGCCACCACCACUGCUCAAUGCUACAAACAUCUACUUGAUUGUUUCCCUUGCCUGUGUCUCCUGCAUCUUUGCGGCAUUCCUCCUCUUUCUUGUCAUUGUGCGGCUCUGUCACUGCCGGACUUGCUGCUGCCCAGCUGAUGAGUAUGAGAAGUAUUGCUAUAGUGUUCAUAUGCUUCCCAGCUCCCACCUCCCACUGGACAUGCUGGAGGUCACUGGUGUGGGUAAACUGACCCAUACCUACUUGUACAAGGCAUCUGUAGGUCUUGGGCCAAAUAACAGCGGAAAGCCAAAUGGUGGUGCUGGGAACGUUCCCAGCAGCUCAAAGUUACAAGUACCAGGACCCUGCAUCCAAGUGCAGCAGGUCCAAAGCGAUCAGUUGAGUGCUGUUCUUGUGCCAAAACACCCUAAUCCUGACUGGCGCUACUCCGCAUCCCUAAGGGCAGGAAUGCAAAGUGCUGUACAUAUGGAGGAGGUAGGAGUCCUACGUGGAGGACCAGGAGGACCUGAUCAGCAGUGGCCAACUGUCUCCAGCGCUACUCCAGAACCUGAGGCGGGAGAGGUGUCCCCCCCAGUGGGAGCUGGUGUGAACAGCAACAGCUGGACCUUUAGAUUUGGACCGGGCAAUCCCAAACAAGGUGGUCCUGGUGAGUUGCCAGACAAAUUCAUUAUCCCAGGAUCUCCUGCAAUCAUCUCCAUCCGGCAGGAGCCACCAAACAGCCAAAUUGACAAAAGUGACUUCAUAACCUUUGGCAAGAAGGAAGAGACCAAGAAAAAGAAGAAAAAGAAGAAGGGAAACAAGACUCAGGAGAAAAAAGAAAAGGGCAACAGCACCACUGAGAACAGUGACCAGUGAGGGGUUUAUACUGUAAGAACCCACUUAGCCAGUUUUUGUAAUCAUGGCAGAUUUCUCCUAUGUAGCAACUCCCAACUUCUUCCUACUGUUCACAGAUUUCCUGUAUGUACAGACUUGAGAAAAUCAGCAGGAAAUUCACGGUGUCAGUCUAAAUUGCUUAACAGGUUUUGUCUUAAAAGCUUUAUUAUUAAGUCUGGUGUUAACUCUUUUUCUCCACUCUGGCUUGUUUUCAGAAUCUAAAAAGCAGACACAAGUUUCCUUUCUCCUACGCCGAAAAGGAGACUCUUCACAGUACAGCCAGUGAGAGGUUGGACUCUGCACUGUGGUUCCUGUGCUCCUGUCUUGAUGACACUUACAGGACAGGUUUAAAAGUUUUAAUCUUGUGCACCCUCUAUCACAUUGGAAAUAUUUGUGUGCAGAUGUCAGCUAGGCGAUAUGAGAUCAGAUUAGAAAAUGCAAGAAGAGCUGGUAAAUACGCAACAGAGGAAACACCUCAUGAAUAUAAGUGUUCAAAGAUGUUCAGGCUGGGAAGGAAAUGUCUGAUAGGAAAUGACCAGACUUUUCCAAUUUUGAGAAGUCACUGUGUGGAAAUACUGAGUCCUAUACAUGACGUAUUGUACACACAUCUGCAAACAAACCCUCACAUUUACAGCUCUUUAAAGAUAUCAUAAAUUUUGUCUUUUACCAAGCAAGCCAUCGGGAAAAUUGUUCCUUCAAGCCCUUCAUUCCCCUGGCAAAGCCAGCCCUGCGAGUGCAGGAUGGGCUGGGCUGACAUCCCAGGAAUGUAACUGUGAUGUUCUGUGUCCCUGUUUCCACUCAAACAUUAUUUUGCACAUUAUGUCUCUGAAAAAGGUCAGAGUUUUUCCACGACACUUAUGCAAACGAGAGAAAAAAAGAAAUGUUAACUAUGCUAUUUGUUAUUUAAAAUAUUUAUUUAUAAAGAAAUAUAGCUGUAAAUGUUAAAGAAAUAUGAAGCCCUUUAACCCAAACAGAAGUCAAUCUAGAGCCAUUAUAAAUUACAAUUGCUGCUAUUAAAGUGCUUUAGAAGAAUUGCCUGAAACAUCUAUAUUAUAUCAGCCACUUGCCAAUAACAGCUUUAUUCUGUCGGGUGAAUCGGGGGGCUGCCUCUUGCAUGUAGUAAUAAAUACAAGAAUAUCUUCUUCUCAUUUUUUUUUUCUUGGCAUUAAUCUGCACUUUGAAUCCACCUUUGCAAAUAAACUGUCCUGCUAUGAAGAAGCAGAAGCAAACUUCUCACACACAUGGAUUUACUAACCCGCUAGCUGUGUGCAAUACCUUGAUGUUACCUCCCGCACACCCUGUUCUCAUUUUAGUUUGACUUUUCUAUGAGAUUAUGAAUUCCCAACCCUACUAACACUCCUUAUGUAAAAUUCAAGUACUGUAUGUAUACUGUAUGCUCUUAUAAUAUAAUAUUUAUUCUGUGCUUGUGUAUGUGAAUGUCAAUGCAACUAUUAUUAGAGUGGACUUCAAGCUUUACCGUUGAAUGUAAAUUCAUUCUUUCUUUUUUUGUACACUUGUGGAAAAGUGGAGUAGUGUUAAUUUUUUAAGCCACUGUUGAUUAUGAGUUUUUUGUGUAUGAAACACAAGUAAAAUAUCUUUCUUAAACCAAACCAUGCAUGUAUUUGGGAUUUAUUGGUAAGAAUCUGUGAUGCUAAAGCUCUGUGAAGUACUAAACCUAAGGGUAUAGAUGGAGUAUUGAAUGUGGUUGAGAAUGUUACUAUAAAACCAAUACAUGUAUUUUUAAAUAGGAUACAGCUGACGAGGGAAUUCCAAGGAGUUUUUUACAUUAUUGUACAUUCACAGAAUAAAGCUUAAGUGUUGCAUUAAUUGGAACUGUGUAAGAAACUACGUAGCUCUAAAAUUUCUAACUGGCCCUUUAAUCUAGGAUCAAAGAGAACAACUGGGUUUCUUGAGAUGUGUUUUAAGUUUCCAAACUGCUGACAGUUCAGAAUAGGACAAUUCCUAUUCAUUUUUAAGACCUGCAGCAAGUCUUAAAACAUCACUAAAGGGAAAGCUCUAAUAAAAGAAUUUCUAUCUCAAAGCACGAACCACCAAUGGCCUCAUAUGGUCUGUUCAGAGGCUGCUUUGGCUACCAGGCUUGUUUCACUGGCAAUGAAAAAGGUGCUACUUUUUUUAUGUGAGUACAUUUAGACUUUUUUUUCAUUUGGUGACUGAUCCAACAGUUCCCAAUAUGUUCCUAAGCUGGAGUCACUGUGGUAACUGAAACACACAGAAGGAUGCUGUUGGUUUGUACUCAUAAAGUAGCUCUCCCCAGUGCCCUUGGCAAAAAAUCAGCACAGAGAUUUCAUAGAAUCAAGGAACGGUUUGGGCUGAAAGGGACCUUAAAGCCCAUCCAGUUCCACCCCUACCAUGGGCAGGGACACCUCCCACUGGAUCAGAUUGCUCCAAGCCCCAUGUAACCUGGCCUUGAACACCUCCAGGGAUGGGGCAGCCACCACUGAUCUGGACAACCUUGGCUACUACCUCGCCACCCUCACAGGAAACACAUUUCUUCCUAAGAACUCAGCUAAAUCUCCGCUCUUUCCUUUCCCCUUCUUCUUCCCUCACUGGAUGUGUUUCAAGAACUGCUUCCACAGAAAAAAAACUGUUACACUGUUAAUUGCCUUUCUCCCAGGAGAAAUGGAGGGGAAGCUCCCUUUCUAGAACAGUGCUUAUAGGCACAUCAUACAGUGACUACAAUUUCUAUAGGAGACAUAAUUCAUGUGGGCUGGCCAAAAACUUACAGCUGCCCAUUCUGGAUCUUAACAGUCUCAUGGUUCCAAUAAAUAGCAUUUCCUCCAGGAAACUUCAUUUUAUUAGCUCCCUAAUAAUGACUCCAUGAUUCUCCUGCUUUGUGCCAUCAAAUGCUUUAGUUGAAGCUUUCUAUGUUUCUAAAAUCACUUGUCCUCAAACAGUAAUUGCAUUCUUAAAAUGUAAAGUUAAUUACUGCCUUCCUUCUAUGCAACUGGCCUCACUUGUUUCAGUCCAAGUUACAGCCAAGUUUGUGUCAACAACUAGGUAAAAUAAACCAUGUACAGUCAUCCUUCCUUAUCCUAUUCUCCCCUAGCAGCAGUUUUGUGGCUCUCAUGUAAGACAAGUAUUAAGGAAAGAGCUGAGCCUUUAGCCUGAUUUGAGUCCCAGUGAAUGAGUAGGGUCCGCAGUUUUGAUGUUAUUUAAUUGUUUGGAAACUAGUGGCUGUUCCUUGACACAGAGUUGAUUUUUAACACAUUGCCAGGCUGAGAGCUCCAAACAAUGCAAUAAAUAAAUUGUGUAUGUGAAGAGUUUACUGUGGUGGCUCAUAUAUAUUAAUCCCUAUAUGAUGCUCGCAGAUGCCUGAGUGUCUGGCUUUGCACAGCACUCACACAACUGGAAAUAUCAAGAGUGAAUCGAAUAGCUGUAGCAAAAUAAAUGCUGUACCACAUUUUAAUGUCCUUGUGCAGCUUAAACCAGCCUAGUAGAAAACCAAUAUUGCUAGCUUAUGAAUUAAUUUCCCAUUAGCUCUCAGUACAAGGAUGCUUUACUUUCUACUCUCCGGAGUUCUUUUUCUUCUCUAUGGCCUCCAGCCCUCACUAGAGGAUCCAGUGAUACUGCUCUGCAUUUGCAGAUAAGAGAGUGUGUUUGUAUAUGUGUCUCUGUAUCUCUCUGUGUGUGAAUGCAAGCAUUUAUACAUAUCUAUAACGAUCUGGGACCUGAUUAUGCUGUUAUACAGAAUACUGCAGUACCUACUGUCACAUAUACUUAGUAAAGCCUGUUAUGCAAAUCUAUCUGAUUUUUCAAGCUGAUGCCAUGACAUUACGCA